Ananas comosus (pineapple) is the source of this 2007-nucleotide messenger RNA. RefSeq lists its product as uncharacterized. The record is from RefSeq and is a predicted model, not a curated record. The transcript has 4 exons. Lineage: Eukaryota; Viridiplantae; Streptophyta; Magnoliopsida; Poales; Bromeliaceae. The coding region runs from base 33 to 1439 and encodes 468 amino acids.
UGCCUUUAACUGACACUCUCUCUGCUGGGCCGAUGGCCGACGCCGACCUCGCCGGAACCCUAACCGCCUCGCCGGAGGUUCACCGUCCUCCUCCGACGCCUCCGCCGCAGCCGCCAUCUCGCGCGCCCCUUCUCGCACCCCGCGAGAACCCCCUCGACUGCGCCCUCCGCCGCCUCGAGGCCUUCCUCGCCCUCCUUAGCUUCCCCAGCUCCGCCGCCGCCCCCCGCCUUCCCCUCCGCCUCAUCCUCUCCGCCGCCGCCUUCGUCCUCCUGGGCGUCGCCCUCCCCUCCGCCGCCUUUGCCCUCUCCCGCUCCGCCGCCGGCGGCGGCCACCGGAUCGACGGCUUCGAGAUCACCGUCGUAGUAUCCGAGGCCGCCGCCGCCGCCGUCUCCCUCGCCUGCGUCUCCCGCGGCCUCGUCAAGUACGGGAUCCGCCGCUUCCUGUUCGUGGAUCAGCAACACGGCCAAGACGAUCGGCUCCAGAAGGAGUACCUUCGCAAGAUCCAGGACUUUUUUUACUUACUCUUUUGGUGGAUAUUGCCAUGCUUUGUGGUGAAGACUGUCCGUGAAAUUGUCCGCUUUGUUUAUAUUUUCCAUGAGUCAAUAUGGAGAGCUGUUGUUGUCUUGUUAGCAUCAGUUGCAUCAUGGACUUACCUGACGACAAUAUAUUUAUCAUCUUGCACAAUUUUCAACUUGGUUUGUAACUUGCAAGUUGUGCACUUUGAGGAUUAUGGCAAACUGUUAGAACAAGAUGCAGAUCCUCUAGUUUAUGUGCAAGAACAUCUACGCCUCCGUUACAACCUCUACAAAAUCAGCCAUAGGUUCCGUAUAUUUCUUCUAUUGGUGUUCUUGUGUGUUACAGCAAGCCAGUUUGUUAUUCUUUUUGAGACUACAGGACAUGGUGGGACAGUCAACUUCACUAGUGCUGCAGAUAUAGCUGUAUCUUCCAUUGUUCAAGUUGUUGGCAUUGUCCUUUGCCUCCAUGCUGCUACUAAAAUAUCUCAUAGAGCUCAAGGAAUUGCCUCGUUAGCUAGCAGAUGGCAUGCACUAGUAACUUGUAAUUCCAGUGAUUCGACUCUUCCAAGAGUCACAAAUAGCUCUGGGAACUUGGAGGCUUUUCCAGCAGAUUUAUUAUUGAUGGAUUAUUCAGAAAGCGACGUGGAGUCACUAGAUAAUGUCACGGUGCAUACCAAUGCUCAAUUAGCUUCUUAUAUGUCCUCAUAUCACAAAAGAGAAGCACUAGUUCUGUAUUUGCUUUCCAGCCCUAGUGGAAUUACUAUUUUUGGAUGGACUGUUGACCGAACAUUACUCAACACGAUCUUCUUCAUUGAGAUGAGCCUCGUUCUCUUUGUACUCGGUAAAACCAUCGCAUCUCCUACAAAGCCGGUACUUACUGAUUUCAUAAGAAAUCUUCAUCCAAACAAAUCAAUGCACGAAUAGAUCAGGAACCGCAAGGAGCACAUUUAAUCAGCAUGUUUGGCACUACUAAGGACUCGAGGGUCUUUUAUAGAAAAUGUACACGAAGAAAACCACACCUGAGAAUUCUCCAGUUGAAAAGCGUCGGAUUGUGCAGUUGCAAUCACUUUGCUCUGGAAGGAAAUGAAUCACUUGAGUUUGUCAAAAGGAUGUCUACCCCGUGCAGAUGUGAGAUGUGUGUAUUGUCUUGUAAGUGUAUUAGGUAAGAUAUUGCACUGUAAAUUUGUGGUGUACAAGUUGGUGCGCUUUUUUUUUUUUAAUGUCCUUGUAAUGCCAAAGAUCUUGUUCUCCACUAUUACGAUAUACCUAUGUUGUAUCUUCUGUUGUCCUAUUACGAUAUACCUAUGUUGUAUCUUCUGUUGUCGUAUAGUACCUGUUAUGUUUUUUUUCCCCAUAGGUUCUUUGCUCUUUCGGUGGAUAGCGUUGGAUAGCGUUUUGUAUUAUGUAUGUGUAUUCUUUAUGUAACUAUUCAUAAUAACGUGGUCUUGUUAUGGGACUACUUGCGCAAUUACAGUAAAUCAAAGUUGUUUUA